Messenger RNA from Ipomoea nil (Japanese morning glory), 1785 nucleotides. RefSeq lists its product as uncharacterized. Bases 1 to 1785 code for a protein of 594 amino acids. The transcript has 2 exons. The record is from RefSeq and is a predicted model, not a curated record. Lineage: Eukaryota; Viridiplantae; Streptophyta; Magnoliopsida; Solanales; Convolvulaceae.
AUGAAGAAGAAGCUCAAGCUUGAUCCUCUGCUUCGCGACGAGAUUAUGGUGACUGUUAUGACCAACUAUCCGGAGUUUUAUGCUGAAUGGUUGGCAGAUGAUGUAACUGAACUUCUUGUGUUGGUCGCCGAAGCCAGUGAUGACGUCUCUCCAGUGUUUAUUCCAGAACCCUUCGAUGGAAAUUGGGCCGGGGCAUUCCUUCAAUUUUUUGCUCAACGUGCCCUACAAUUUGUUGAAGAAGCUCGACGACGAGAGGAAUCCCAAGCUCUGUAUCUUGAAGCUGCUCAGAGAGAAGCAACACACAGACAGGAGAUUCUUCGACAACGGGUAAAUGAUUCUGAAACCCCUAUUGAAAUUUCUCCUGAUAGACCUGUUGAUUCUUCUAUUCCAUCGUCUGUGUCUGUUUUGCCUGAAAAUCAAUCUUCUUUGGGUUCCGAGAAGUCCCCUGUGAAUGUUGAUCCUUUAACUUUGCCUGUGACUAAUUUUGCUGGUGAAAAAUCUGAUGCGUUACAUGUGUUUGAUGAGAAAACAAAGUCCUCUGAUGAGCCAAAUCCACUGAGUCUGGUUGUUUAUGCUUCUGAGAACAUUGCUCUGCCUCCGUCUGAAACUGUUUAUGUCUCUAAAGAAUCUUGUCCUGCUGUUGAUCCUCCUGCCUUACCUGCAACUGUUAAAAUUGUUGAUUUAUCAAGUCCCCACAAGUCUGAGAAAACAGGUGGAGUUCCUGUUUACACUGCAACAUCUUUGGGAGAAAGCCUGGAACAUGUGCGACUUUUUGCUGGGUUACCAUCUGCUUCGAUCCCUCAACCUUAUGGAGUGAUACACUCUUCAGAAUCCUCCAGUGAAGAUGAUAAGAUUCUGGCUAAGGUGUAUGGAUCCCAAGCACCUUCUUCUACUGCCCCUACUGUUGAGGGAACUACUCAUCCCGAUUCCACGAAUUUCAGAAUUCGAGAGAUAUCAAAUAUUGUUGGGAGCUCAUCUGCAAAUGUUUCUGAUUCUAGCCACUCGCCUGUGAAGAAGAGAAAGUCGAGUGACACUGCUAAGCCUGAAGGAGACCCACCUAUCCACCAAGUUUUCAAGACUCUACGUUCCUCUGUUAAGCAACGAGGCACUACUGCUGCUCAAGCUUCUUCUGCACCAGCCCCCUCUGUCAGAAAAGGGAAACCUACCACAAGGUCAAGAGGUCGAAGUGUAACUCCGGAGGUUCCACCUAUUGAAGGAAUUGAUACUACUGUUUACAAACCUCAGUUUGUAUCUCCUGCUGCACAAACAAAAUGGGCCACUAUGGUUAGAAGAGAGCUGAUUGUUCAAAGAACUGUGGAUAAGAAUCAACUGAACUCCGUUUGCGACAUCCUGCCUUUGCUGAAUGAAGUUGGUCUUUUGAAAACUGUUACAGAUGUUUGCCCUUACUCCAAGCUGCUCACAUAUGAGUUCUAUUGCAAUCUCAGUGAUGAGAUUGACAGUCUCACAGGGCCACGACCGAUGCAAGUCUUCAUCAGAGGGAAGUGGUAUGAUUUUGGGCCAGAUGUGAUAAAUAAAUACUAUGGCUUGCCUACAGUGCAAGAAGAAGCUGUUACUGAAUGGGAUGUGGUGGCCAAAACUCUUACUGGUGAACAUACUACAUCUUGGCCUACAGGAGAUAAGGACUAUUUGCUGAGCUCGCAUCUCACGUCUAGAUAUGUCAUCCUACAUCGCCUGGCUCUGCACAACUGGCUUCCAUCAACGCAUUUCAACACGGUUGGCAAGCUUCUGGCAGGGUUCUUAUUUAGAAUUGGAACUAAGAUGUAG